Molecule: messenger RNA, 2712 nt
Organism: Stylophora pistillata
Lineage: Eukaryota; Metazoa; Cnidaria; Anthozoa; Scleractinia; Pocilloporidae
Source: RefSeq, a predicted model, not a curated record
CUUCGAUAUAGCAUCCCCCAUUGAAGUCCUCUUAAAAGCUGAAAAUGGGAGGUUCUCAGUCUAACUUGCCUCCCCGCCCUCUUGGUUUUGAGUAUAUGUGCAUAACUAUUCGUCACCCGGAUAAAAUUCGCGUCAUUCAUGGUACAGAUCGCGAAAUUAGCAUCCUCCGUCAAACCAUCCAAGAAUCAUGGCAUAGAGGAAUCCAAAGAGAAUCAUUCCUUCUUAAUGGAGCUCAUGAAUUCAAGUUGAAUGGAUAUCCAUUUUCUCUGAAUAUCUCAUCCAGCGAUGCCGUACUUUCCCGGACGAUGGCAGGUGCUCUCCUUCACAGACUAUAUCGUGAUGGGUGGAAGCUGCUGGUUUCUAGUGACUUGACUAGAACAACAGAACUUACUACGUGGAUUUUUAAGAAAGUAUCGGUUACAUUGUUGUCCUCCCAGCCGUUCAUGGUUGUGGGCCUCAGCAGCACUGAUACUUUAAUGGUACUCAAUGCACCUGCUGAUCUUCAUCAAACUUUCAAAGACAUGGUCGAAAAAUCAUGGCCUUUUGGAAUCCAAAGGUGGUCUUAUGAGAACUUUGUGUUAUUUAUCAAGUUGAAAGGAACGCCUUGGCAUCCAGACGGCGAGGAAACAGUUUAUUCAAGAGUGCUUCUGCAAACACUUAUUACUGAUCUGCAUGUGAGGCAAUGGAGAUUGUAUGGAAAUUCCAACCUUAAAAGUGGUACCAACACCUUCUUCUUUGAACACGACCCAAGUAUUGCAUCAGGGCAGCCCUGCCCACCACACUUUACCAUAAGCCUCAACAAGUAUGACACUGUUAGGUUGAUUGGAAUUCCAGACAGCUUGACGUCUGCUGUGCGUGAUGUCAUCCAAACCAACUGGCCAAGAGGUAUUCAAGAAGAAUCACGCUACUCUUUGAGCUGGCAGUUUAAGCUGCGCGGAAAUCCCUGGUGGGCUUCAGGUGAAGAAGCAGUAACCUCAAGAUAUCUGGUUCUGAAACUGAUUGAAGCCAUGCAGGCAUAUGGAUGGAGCAUUGUCACUAGUAUUGACAGCUCAAGAAAACUGUCAGAUAAGAGUUCCCUUCUUUUCAGACAGUCACAGCCAAGGCAGUCUCCAGUUUUCUGUAUAAGUUUGAAUGAGACAGACAAACUGCGACUAAUAAAUGCACCAGAAGACAUUGCAAAGAAAUGUCAAGAUGUGAUUCAUGCUCAGUAUGCUCUUGGUAUUCAGAGAGUGCAGCGCUAUGGAAAUAGUCUUGAAUUUAAACUACUGGGUAACCCAUGGGGAGAUGGAAUAAGUGGACAUGAUGGAAUCCAUGGCAGAAGUCUGAUGUGCCACCUAGUCCAUGUAUUGGCAAACCAUCACUGGAGGCUUGUCACUUCAGCAGAUGUGUCAGCAAAGUACGUCCACCGUGACAAAGCUCCUGAUUAUCCAAUAGAUGUGGACAGCUUAUUCUUCACGUUCGAGCCAACUGCUGUACAACCAUCAGCACCACCACUAUUCUUUCCUGGGUAUUCUCAACCAUCUGCACAGCCUCCUCCUUCAUAUGGCUUUCUUCAGCAAAAUGCUCCUCCACCUUAUGACCCACCAGCCUAUGGUGCUCAAUUUUCUUAGAUUAAGGCUCAGAGCCUAAUAUGUAACAUACAAGGUCAUGUAGCUGUGGUUAAAACCAACUAAUCUGUCAAACAAAUCUCUUGAUCUCCCCUACAGUUUGCUUUGUCUCAUAUAUAAGACCAUGUGAAUUUGGAUGAUUUUCAAUGAAACCAAACUCCUGAUUAUAUUAAUGAUCUUCUGUCUAUGAAAACCAAAUCCAACUAUUCUCUUUGUUCGUCCUCACAGUUUCUUCUGUCAGGUCCCAGAGUCAACUGCUCUACAUUUGGGGGUCGUGCUUUCACCCACACUGCACCGGUUCUAUGGAACUCUUUACUGCAGACUAUUAGAUCUAGUAGUAGUAUUUCUGUGUUUAAAAAAAGACUGAAGACUUUUCUUUUUAAAAAGGCUUUUAAUUUGUAACUUGUGGUCUAUUUGAGAUAUAUUCUUACUGUACAGCACUUUUGAAUAUUGACCAAUAGUUGAAGUGCUCUAUAAAUUUAUUAUUAUUAUUAUUAUUAAGUUGUUUGUGUGUGGGUCUCCAGUGCCCUGGAUUAUAUGAAAUAAUGUAUUUAACAUACCAAUUUUCAUGUUUAAGUAGUGGUAUUGAAGAUAAGAUUAAUUAAUGAAUCAAAGAAAAUAAAUCACUCUUAUAAUGAUAUAGAAAGAUAAUGGACAAUAGAGAGAUACCUAAUACCUAUGUCAAGCUUAAUGCAGCAGGUUGAUCGCCAAGUCAGAGGCAAAAAAAACGUAAACAUUGUAAUCUGACAUUAUAAAAUAGCCACAAAAAUUGUUUAAUACAGGGUAUAUCUAUUUUUUCAUUUCCUCAAAGUUACAGCUGUAUAUUAAGGUUGUCUCUCUAGUUUUCCUGAGGGAACUCUAUACUUAUGUUCCCUAGCAGAUUAUGUUAAAUACACUAUAGCUAAUUCUUGCAGAAGGAAAGUACAAUGUAAUGUGAUUGUGUUCUGCAUUUCUCGUUUCAUGACUGUGAAUGUAAACUACUGACCUAGAAAAUUUAUCAAAUUAGAAGGCACUCUCUUGUUGUGAUAUUUUAACAAAGAAAACUGGAAUACAUUAUGUAAUAAGUGCCGGAGUCAAAUGAUCAUCAAAUGCAGAGGAAGUUUGA